ACACACUUUUUCUUUAUUCAUAUGAGUAUAGGCUCAACGAUUAGUAGUUUGAUUGGAUGGUGUUACUUUGUUGCUUGGUCUUUUAGUUUUUAUCCUCAAACUAUUCUCAACUGGAAAAGAAAAAGUGUACAAGGGCUUUCUAUAGAUUUCCUCUGUUAUAAUGUCUAUGGUUUUCUCUGUUAUUGGAUCUAUAACAUGUCCUUCUUUUUCAGUCAUGAAAUACAAGACGAAUAUAAACAAAGAAAUCCUGAAUCGAAUGGUAGUCUUGUUCGAUUCAAUGAUGUUGUGUUUGCUAUGCAUGCAUUUCUGGUAUCUUCUUUUACUUUAAUGCAGACAUUUUACUAUAAAAGAGAUAAUGAUCAAACAGUAUCAUCUGUAGCCAAAUAUUUUUUUGUUGUUACAGGUAUAGGUAUCAUUGGCUUCUUGUUUGUGAUCAGCAUAAACAAAGCAUGGUGGAUUGAUCUUUUGUACUAUCUGAGUUUUAUUAAAAUGGCUGUCAGUCUGAUCAAAUACAUGCCUCAAGUCUGGAUUAACUACAAGCGUAAAUCAACCGUUGGCUGGAGUAUUCAUAACAUUUUACUGGAUUUCACAGGUGGAGUCUUGUCCAUCUCGCAGUUAUUUUUGGAUGCAAGUUUAAAUGGUGAUUGGAGUGGUGUUUCUGGAAAUCCAGUGAAAUUUGGUCUUGGAUUACAGUCAAUUGUAUUUGAUGUAGUAUUUAUGAUGCAACACUAUAUUCUAUACCGAGAAAACAACGAUAAGUCAGAUGAAGAAGAAACUAGACAGCUUAUGGAUGAAGAACAAGAAUGAAGAGUUACACAGAAUUCAUUUUAAAAAUAAACUUGUUUCCAUCAUUUUCUUUUUCA
Molecule: messenger RNA, 863 nt
Organism: Gilbertella persicaria
Lineage: Eukaryota; Fungi; Mucoromycota; Mucoromycetes; Mucorales; Choanephoraceae
Product: PQ loop repeat-domain-containing protein
Exons: 8
Coding region: 22-807 (261 amino acids)
Biological process (GO): L-cystine transport
Cellular component (GO): vacuolar membrane; fungal-type vacuole
Molecular function (GO): L-cystine transmembrane transporter activity
Source: RefSeq, a predicted model, not a curated record